This is a messenger RNA of Camelina sativa (false flax), 504 nucleotides long. RefSeq lists its product as uncharacterized. The record is from RefSeq and is a predicted model, not a curated record. NCBI's taxonomy places the organism in Eukaryota, Viridiplantae, Streptophyta, Magnoliopsida, Brassicales, Brassicaceae. Gene Ontology annotation, molecular function: zinc ion binding.
AUGCCUACAUCUCUAACUCGUGGUGUAGAGAAAAUUCUACAGAGUGGUGUAGAGUAUGCUAAGCUACUUACUGUGCAAGAUAUAGAUGCUAAUCAAGUACAAGUUACAAGUGGAUCAUCUCUCCACGUUGUAAAUUUGAAAUAUAGAAGGUGUACAUGUCGCAGGUUUGACUUGGAGAAGUUGCCUUGUGCACAUGCGACUGCGGCUUGUGAAAAAAGGAAAAUAUCUCGAAUAAGAAUGUGUCAUCCUUAUUUCCGUAGAAGCUACUUGUGUGAUUCCUAUGCAACUGCCAUCAUGCCAAGAGAUUUUGGUACACCAGUUCCUGAACAAGUUGCAAGCAAGGUUGCUUUACCACCGAUACCUAAAAACAAACCUCGAAGGCCAAAUAAUUCAAGAAUGAAGUCUACUUUGGAGAUUGCAAUGAAAAGGAAAAAGCCAAGAAAACAAUACACUUGUGGUAAUUGCAAUCAAGUAGGACAUAAUCGAAAGACAUGUAAUAACUAG